Messenger RNA from Tricharina praecox, 603 nucleotides. RefSeq lists its product as uncharacterized. The transcript has 3 exons. The coding region runs from base 1 to 603 and encodes 200 amino acids. The record is from RefSeq and is a predicted model, not a curated record. Lineage: Eukaryota; Fungi; Ascomycota; Pezizomycetes; Pezizales; Pyronemataceae.
AUGUCUCUAAGAACCAGAAGCGCUACACGACCUAGAAGAAGCUCAACAAUCGCGGCAAAGGCUACCGUCAAGAAGACCGCCGAGAAGAAGAAGAAGAAGAAGAAGAAGAAGAAGAAGAAGAAGAAGAAGAAGAAGAAGAAGAAGAAGGCUGCCGCAAAGCCCAAGGGCAUUAGCAAGCGCGCGCCUUCGCCCCCGCUCCCCCGCCUCCUCCGGCCGCAGCCUUCGUCCCCGCUCCCACCCGGCACCACCAGGUGCACGGUAGAGUACACCUGGCUUUCGGCAAGAACAGCUAGUAUACUAUCAAGGACACCUCUGCAUGCGCAGGCGGCGUACGACAGUGAAACGAUGAUCAGGCAAACCAUGACUAGGGAAAGGGUAUUGAUUGACGAAAAGACCAUGGAUGGGGUAAUGGUGGUGGGCAAGGCAAAGACGGUGGACAAGGCAAAGGCGGUGGACAGGGCAAAGGCGGUGGACAGGGCAAAGGCGGUGGACAGGGCAAAGGCGGUGGACAGGGCAAAGGCGGUGGACAGGGCAAAGGCAGCCGAUGACUCGGCCAUCUCCGCACUCAAGUCGAGCCUGGUGGUGUGCCGUGGUGUGCCGUAG